ACUGUACGUACACGAAUGCGUUUGUUAGCUCGCAUAUAUCUAUUGUUUAAGUUGUACUACAAGCAACAAACAAGUGUUAAACUGGUUUUAGAAAUGAAUAAUGCAGCUGAUAUGUUCCGCAGGGAAACCAUGGAUAUCUUGAGCAAAUCAAUAAAUAAACUUUGUGAAAACCCUGAUACAGAGUUAAAAGAAUUCUCUAUUUCUGGCCAGAAAAGUGGACUCAAAAUAAGUAUAUUAAAUAUCAUUAAACUGUCUGGUAAAAUAAUUAUAGGUCAUUUUUUAGUUCAAAAUGAAGAUGAAAGAUCUAAUAGAGUAGUGGAUUUUCUAAAGGUAUUUAAGUUAUUUGAAAACCAAAUAUUUGGAGAUGCAUAUUAUGAUCUGAACUACAGGAAAAAUAAAAGUUUGCGGAAACCAAUAAACUUGCCAAACGAUGCAGAUGUGAUCUUAUUAUUUGAGGAGUGCAAAGCUAUUAUGUUGUCGAUAGAUUUGUAUGAGCACCCAUUAAGUAAUUAUGUUAAAAUUAGAUCUGCGACUGCUACUUAUCUAAUAAUCUUUAAUGCUCGCCGAGGUGGAGAACCUGUAAGACUUCAAAUAUACCAGUGGACUGAAGCUGUUAACGGAGAGUGGGUUAUCAAAGGUGACCUUCCAAAAGACUUUGACCAUAGUACUAUGCUUAUAACAUACCAAACAGGCAAAGGGGGCGAUCAUUUAGUACCCUUAAUUUUUCCAUUAGAAACCAUAAAAGCGAUGGAGUAUUUGACAAAUGAAAAAGUGCGUUUAGAAGGUGAAAUUCACAAAGAAAACGAAUAUAUUUUUGCUAGCACUCAAAACAGUCUAGGUCAUGCUAGUGGUUGGCACUGCAUUAAUGAUAUCUUAAAACGACUAAAUCUUAAAGGAGCAAUUAAUGCAACAAAAAACAGGCACAGAGUUGCUUCAUUACUUGCUAAAUUGCAUCUUUCAAAAAAAGAACAAGAACUAAUAUUUCAACAUUUUGGUCAUUCUGAACGAAUGAACAAAGAUGUAUAUCAAGCUCCUCCUGGAUCUAUGCAAUUACAGACAACUGGUCAAUUUUUGUUGCAAAUUAAUUCAAGUAGCAAUAAUACUUCAGCACAAACUAUUUCAAAUACUGAUGAUCUUUCGUGUGUAGCAAGUGUUUCAACUCCCAAUUUGUAUGAAGUCAAUAUGGAAGGAAAUGAUAAAAUUAAAAAUGUGAAAUGUUAUCCUAAACGAGUAAGACCAAAAGCCAAUAGCGUUAUCAAAAAUUCAGGUUCUGGCUGCAACGCAUGUUAA
Hydra vulgaris (swiftwater hydra) is the source of this 1290-nucleotide messenger RNA. RefSeq lists its product as uncharacterized. Gene Ontology annotation, molecular function: DNA binding. NCBI's taxonomy places the organism in Eukaryota, Metazoa, Cnidaria, Hydrozoa, Anthoathecata, Hydridae. Gene Ontology annotation, biological process: DNA integration; DNA recombination. The record is from RefSeq and is a predicted model, not a curated record.